GACAAAAAAGCUUCACCCAAAUUGAACAUAUUACUAGACAAGCUAAACUUGAAUAUCUUAUUACUAAACAACAAAAACAGCUUGAACAGGUUCUUGAAAAGUUGGAUGAUACUGAAGGAAUGCAUAAUCCUACUAUAGUAGUUGCUCUUUAA
Molecule: messenger RNA, 152 nt
Organism: Cetraspora pellucida
Lineage: Eukaryota; Fungi; Glomeromycota; Glomeromycetes; Diversisporales; Gigasporaceae
Source: the annotation of a GenBank genome assembly